CAGCAUUACUCUCAAAUUUUCGCUUCACCUGAGUUAACCUAAUCCUUCACAACUCACAAGUCACGACGGGGAAAAAGAAGACAAAAGGCGUUACAAGCGGGGCGUCACGACUCGCGCAACAAAAGUUGCAAAAAGAAGGUUCUGUGCUUCCGGAAUCUCAAAACGGCGGCGUUGUUAGUUGGCGUUCUAUUUCUGAAGUGAUGGCCGAGGAAAAAGUUAUGGCGAACAGAGAUAGAGAUCGAGAGCUUCUUAUCCCCGUCGGUGAUUCCGGCGAUGAAGGCGCCUCCUCCAAGCCAUCACCGUCUUCCUCCUCCUCCUCUUCUGUGCAUCAUGCUGGUCGCGAGACCUUUUACAAAGUUGUUAGGAGCUGGGCUUCAAAAAAGUUCAUGACUGGAUGUGUCAUUCUUUUUCCAAUUGCAAUCACCUUUUACAUAACAUGGUGGUUUAUUCAUUUUGUGGAUGGGUUUUUCUCUCCAAUCUAUGCUCAACUUGGCAUUAAUAUUUUUGGUCUUGGAUUUGUAACGUCAAUAACUUUCAUCUUCAUGAUCGGGGUUUUCAUGUCAUCAUGGUUGGGUGCAUCUGUCCUGGGACUCGGGGAGUGGUUUAUCAAGCGAAUGCCCCUAGUUCGUCAUAUCUAUAAUGCCUCCAAGCAGAUUAGCGCUGCUAUCUCACCAGAUCAAAAUACGCAAGCCUUCAAGGAAGUAGCCAUUAUUCGGCAUCCACGUAUUGGUGAAUAUGCAUUUGGAUUUAUCACCUCAUCAGUCGUCCUUCAGAAUUAUGCUGGAGAUGAGGAGCUAUGCUGUGUCUAUGUUCCAACAAACCAUCUUUAUAUUGGUGACAUAUUUCUUAUCAACACCAGGGAUGUCAUUAGACCAAACUUAUCAGUCCGGGAAGGGAUCGAGAUUGUCGUUUCCGGAGGCAUGUCCAUGCCGCAAAUCCUAUCAACCCUGGAUUCUCGUGUUCCUUCGGAUUCAAGUAGACAUGAGAUAAGAUGACGAGGCUAAUGGGCAUUAUAGUUUGCUGGCAUAUGUAAUAUUUUUUUUCUGUGUAUUAAAGUGUAAAAGUUAGUUUGUUUGAAAUAUAGUUUUGAUAAUUCAGGCGCAGAGGAUUCUAGUUUUUUGUUCGAGUCUCAAAUAACUUUAGUUGUGCAUAUCAUGGGUUGCUGUUACAAUUUAUACCUAAUGCGAUGAAAUAAUUAUGAUAAAAGGUUAUUUAUUAAAAUAGUUAUGUUUUUAA
Messenger RNA from Arachis ipaensis, 1236 nucleotides. Its product is annotated as protein LIKE COV 1. The record is from RefSeq and is a predicted model, not a curated record. NCBI's taxonomy places the organism in Eukaryota, Viridiplantae, Streptophyta, Magnoliopsida, Fabales, Fabaceae. Gene Ontology annotation, cellular component: Golgi apparatus. Gene Ontology annotation, biological process: stem vascular tissue pattern formation.